AUGCACCAAAAUAUUAGAGGACUUGCUACAAAGACGAACAGACUACACCAUAUUCUCAAUGACACAAAACCAAGCAUUCUAGUCUUGACUGAACACGGACUGAAAAAAACAGAGCUAGAAGCUACAAAAAUUCCCGGCUACUCUUUAAUUACCCACUUUAGUAGAGAAGAACAUAAACUUGGAGGUGUUGCAAUAUAUUCCAAGGAAUCCCUUGCUGAUACAGUAUCAGCUAUUAACAUAUCAAACACAUGCCAGGAGUUAAUUUUCGAAGCAGCAAUGAUUCGCAUGCAGACAACAAAGAAAAAGGAUAUCUACAUUCUGGGAAUCUAUAGACCACCAAUCGAAAAUGCAAGAAUUGCCCUUGACCUCCUAUCAGACACGCUAGAACUACAAGAAGUACACAAGAAAAACCUAAUACUUAUCGGUGACAUAAAUAUCGACAGGCUCACCCAAGAUUCCAAAAACACCAUGCUGGAAGAAGAGUUAACCACACAAAACAUCUGGAGAUUUCCUCUAGAGGCCGCCAGAAUAACCCAUGACACAGCCACUUCAAUAGACUGUAUAUGCUCAAACAUACCAUGUGCGUAUAUUACUGGACAAGUUGUGCAUACUGGUCUAUCUGACCACACUGCGCAGCUGUGCCUGCUGAAAACACACCAAGAAGACACUUCCCAAAGAUUUGUAAUGAAAAGAAGCCUAAACAACACAAACCUAAACAAUCUGAAGGCCCACCUCCAUCUACAAAAUUGGGAACAUGUUUACUCUUCACCCAAUCUUGAAACCUCCUACAACAAAUUUCAUAAUAUUCUUCAAACAGCACUGGAUUAUACAUGCCCAUUAAAGAAAACUAAAAUUAUUAAAAACAAAAAACAUAUGAAGUACUACGAUCCUGAAGCAAAAUACCUUAAAGAGAACUUUUUGAAAGCUCUGCAAAAGUUUGAGUUAACGAACAGAAAUGAAGACAAAUUAGAAAUGAUUAAUAGAAAAAGGAUAUACGACAUGAAACUAAGAAACCUAAAAAUGUCCUCAACAGCUAGCUUCAUAGAACAAGCUGACAACAAACCAAAAGCACUAUGGCAAGUUAUAAACAAGGAAAGGAAAGGAAAAUGUGAAGAGAAAACCCUUGCAGAAUUAGAAAUAAAUGGCAAACUCACAAACAACACAAAAGAAAUGGCCGAACACUUCAACACAUUCUUCUCAAAUAUAGCAGAAAAUACCCUUGACCAAAACAGAGCAAUCGUUAUAGACCCUGAAACAGUGCUGAGUGGAGAGGAACCAGUCUGCCCAAUACACCUUACCCUAACUUCAACAUCCUAUAAAGAAGUUAAAACGAUAAUAAACUCCCUAAAAGCCAAAACAUCAAGUGGAAUAGAUGAGUUUUCCUCUAAGAUGAUAAAGCACUGCUCUCAAGAACUCAUCUCUCCUCUGGUUUAUCUUAUAAAUAAAUCAUUUAAAGAAGGCAAAUUCCCAUCCGCCAUAAAAGUCAGUAAAAUAUACCCCAAACAUAAAAAAGGACCAACUGAAAAUGCUCAAAACUACAGGCCCAUUUCUCUCAUCUCCAGUUUCUCUAAAAUCAUAGAAAAAAUUGCUCUGGCUAGAUUAAUGGCACAUCUUAAUCAUAACAAACUCUUAACUGACAACCAACAUGGCUUUCGGAAGAAUAAAUCUACAUCCUCAGCUAUAACAGCACUAAUUGAGUACGCCCUAGACCAGAUAGAAAACGAACAAUACAUUUCCGCCAUCUUCCUUGAUUACAGUAAGGCUUUUGACUGCCUGGGCCACGACCUGAUAUGCAAGAAACUUGAAAGACUCGGUAUAAGAAACUCUGCGCUAGAAUGGUUCAAAAGCUACCUAACGGGACGUUCACAAGUCGUGGAACUGAAAAACUCAUCAAAUGAAGUCACAGAAAGUUUCAAACCUUCAAAAAGCAAGCUGACGAGAGGAGUUCCACAAGGCUCUUGCUGGCAGCGACAAAGACAGCUCUCGGAGGCUGUGGCAGCCCACGCUACUGUCUUCUUCUCUCCGCUCCCGCCAGAGCGCCGCGCCCUCAACAUAACCUCAAAGUCCCACUUGGUAUUGAACUUGGGCUGGCGGCCCACUCUCUGUCGACGACUGGAGACUGGACAGGAGAUUUAUAAAGGGUCGUAG
Molecule: messenger RNA, 2148 nt
Organism: Macrosteles quadrilineatus (aster leafhopper)
Lineage: Eukaryota; Metazoa; Arthropoda; Insecta; Hemiptera; Cicadellidae
Exons: 2
Coding region: 1-2148 (715 amino acids)
Molecular function (GO): catalytic activity
Source: RefSeq, a predicted model, not a curated record